Toxorhynchites rutilus septentrionalis is the source of this 3800-nucleotide messenger RNA. It is a transcript of the gene kn, whose product is annotated as transcription factor collier. The record is from RefSeq and is a predicted model, not a curated record. Lineage: Eukaryota; Metazoa; Arthropoda; Insecta; Diptera; Culicidae. Gene Ontology annotation, biological process: regulation of transcription by RNA polymerase II. Bases 917 to 2527 code for a protein of 536 amino acids. Gene Ontology annotation, molecular function: DNA-binding transcription factor activity, RNA polymerase II-specific; RNA polymerase II cis-regulatory region sequence-specific DNA binding. The transcript is spliced from 15 exons.
CAUGUAUCCGGUGUGUAUACGCACCAACACUGCUGUAAACCCCAUGUUUCGCUCAGCAGGGACUCACGUGUGUGCCAGUGCGAAUGAGUGGGUCGGUCGUAUGAUGCGGUCUCAGUCUGGCGCGCGGGUUGAAGUAGAUGGAUGGAUAGAAAAACUCAAAAGUUAACGUCAACCGGGGCCGGUGCGCCUUUGCUCCGGUGGUGUGACGCUGCUGCUGCUGCUGCUGCUACUGGUACUGGAUCUGCUUGCUCUGGUUGGGGUUUAGCAGUCACACGGGACGAACGUUUAUACUCUCUGGAGAUCUACUUUCGGAACAGAAGGAAAACCGUUUUGAGCAAAUCGGACACUGGAGACCAACACCUGUGCUUCGGUGAAUGGUAGAGUAGGAAGAAAGAGAAAGAGUGUUGUGAGCAAAGUGUGUGGCGACAUCUGCCGCAUCGUAACAAGUGAUUGGUGAUUUAUGUGGUUUGGAAAAUUUGGGUAUCCGAUCCCUGGCGGCUUUGCAAAGUGUCCAUCGCAGAUAAUUCGGAAGUGACAUUCAAUGGCACGUGCCAGCUAAGAUAUUCAAACUGAAGCUGAAGUGACAAGUGGAAAGUGCAAUCGCGCGCGUGUUUGUGUGUUCGUGUGCGGAGAUCUUGAUAACUAUUUGCGGACGCCCAAGUGACCCAAGUUUCGGAAGCUCGCGUUCGGCGUUACUGUGACGGCUUCAGUCAGCGUGCAUUCAGGUCCAGAGCCUGACUGGCCUUUCUUCUUCCCCAAAGCGAGCACAAUAGUCGCCACGGUGUACGACAACGGACUCAAGCUGCGUUCGGACGAGACCGUGCCGGGCUUCAGCUCGGCAUCGCCCUGGCCAACGCUAGAGCUAGAAUGGGGCCGCAAGUUGUACCCAUCAUCGGUUCCCCGUGGAGCCGGUGGCAUGAUGUUCGGUCUUCCGCCAACCGGGGCGGAUAUGAAUCAACCCCGUGGUCCAAUGACCUCCCUCAAAGAGGAACCUCUGGGAGCCCGCGCCUGGAUGCAACCGGCCGUCGUCGAUCAGGCAAACUUGGGAAUAGGACGAGCCCACUUCGAGAAGCAGCCGCCGAGCAAUCUGAGGAAGUCUAACUUCUUUCACUUCGUAGUGGCACUUUACGACCGGGCCGGACAGCCCAUCGAAAUCGAGCGGACAGCUUUUAUCGGUUUCAUCGAAAAAGAUCAGGAAACUGAUGGACUGAAAACCAACAAUGGAAUCCAAUACCGACUACAGCUCCUAUACGCCAACGGUGCCCGCCAGGAACAGGACAUCUUCGUGCGACUCAUCGAUUCAGUAACGAAGCAGGCCAUUGUCUACGAGGGGCAGGACAAAAAUCCGGAGAUGUGCAGGGUACUGCUCACCCACGAAGUGAUGUGCAGCCGAUGUUGUGACAAGAAGAGCUGUGGCAAUCGCAACGAAACCCCAUCAGAUCCUGUGAUUAUAGACCGAUUUUUCCUUAAAUUUUUCCUCAAGUGUAACCAAAACUGCUUGAAGAAUGCCGGCAAUCCACGUGACAUGCGACGAUUUCAACAGGUAGUGAUAGCGACCCAAGUUGCGGUGGAUGGGCCGCUCCUGGCGAUCUCGGACAAUAUGUUCGUGCACAACAACAGCAAGCACGGCCGGCGGGCGAAACGACUCGAUCCCGAAGGUACGGGAAGUUCUCCGUUGGCAAUUACGGGCCAUCCGCUGGCACCGGACAGUACGUACGACGGCAUCUAUCCACCGCUACCAAUGGCAACCCCCUGUAUCAAGGCGAUAUCACCGAGCGAAGGAUGGACGACGGGAGGAGCGCAGGUAAUCAUCGUUGGCGAUAACUUCUUCGAUGGACUACAGGUGGUUUUCGGCACGAUGCUGGUGUGGAGUGAGUUGAUAACAUCGCACGCCAUCCGAGUGCAAACGCCGCGCCACAUACCGGGCGUAGUGGAUGUAACGUUAUCCUACAAGAGCAAACAGUUCUGUAAGGGUUCACCCGGUCGAUUCGUCUAUGUUUCUCUGAGUGAACCUACCAUCGACUACGGUUUCCAACGGUUACAGAAAUUAAUCCCCCGACAUCCCGGCGAUCCUGAAAAUCUUCCAAAAGAAAUCAUCCUCAAGCGGGCGGCAGAUCUCACCGAGGCUCUCUACUCGAUGCCCCGCUCACCGAACGGUUCCUCCGGAUUCAACUCCUACAGUGGACAGCUGGCGGUGAGCGUUCAGGACGGCGCCGGACAGUGGGCAGAAGCCGAUGAGUACACCCGCGCCCAAAGCAGCAGUGUGAGUCCACGGGGAGGCUACUGCAGCAGUGCCUCGACCCCACACUCGUCCGGAGGCGGUUCGUAUGGAAGCAGUAACGGUUACGCAACCACGUCCAACAUGAGCGGCCUAACCUCCUCACCCGCCAGUGUCUUCAAUUCCUCUUCGAUUACUUCAUCGCCGAAUCUAUGGCACUCGCAACUCGUUCCAUCCCACGGCUACUCCGCCACUGGUACGCAUCAGUUUUGGCACACUUCCUCAUCGUCUGUAGCGACAGCGGUUUAAAAACGUUCCUUUACUGAAUCAACGGACUGAUGAGUGGUAGCAGCGGUUUUAGUCCGUACUCGAUGACUGCUUGUGGAUCCCAGGGAUACACACCGAGUCCACUGGCAGUCUCCACCACAACGUCCAAAUAAGGGAAAAAGCCCGCAAACGCAGGAAAAAACAUUGUUCGUUGUUUGUUAAUAGUUUACUCGACCACCCUCCUGAGUUCAGUACCUAUUUAUUAUACUCACCUUAGUUUGGUUUUUAUGUGCAAUAAGAGAAACAAGAACUCACAGUCGAUGUGCUGUAAAUUUGUAAAGUUUGUAUAAUAAGACAAAAAAAAACACACGCAGUUAUUUAAUAAUUGAAGCGCAAGAUGCUUAGUAGUUAAAAUAUUUUACGAAAGAAAAAAGAAAUCAACGAAUUACGUAAAAAAUAGUAAUAAUAAUACAUAUCUAACAGCAAACAGAAACGAAACACAUUUCAUCAGUCAUAUCUACAUGUCAGACAGUAAAAGAAGAAUAUAGCCUAGACAGAUAGUUAUUGUCAAUGGAAAAACAAGCGCGGUUUGGAGCACCCAAGAAACGAAUAUCAAAAGAAACAUAAUUCUAAAAACAAAAGUAAAUACUGCAAUCAAAGCGACCAUCCUCGCGAGAUGGCGCAAAUUUGUAUACGAGAGGGUCACACAGAGUUUUCCGGAUAAACGUUUUCACUUAAUCGCCCUCCUGCGAAAUUCUUUAUCCAGGAGAGAAACCCUCUUCGCUCGGCUAUCCACACACCACUAUCACUUUCAUCCCUAGUGAUGGGGCAAAAGAUCUCCUUGUAAAAACAACUAACCAUUGGUACUUAGUUUUACAGUGUAACCAACAUGCGUCGCGCGUAAUAUUUAUUAGUUUUUAUUAGUGCAAAUUUUCCAGCUAGGGUUUCUUCGAAUUUCUUCGUAGGGUUACUCAUUCGAACAGUGUAAAACUCACAACAUACAAAAUCAAAGCAAAACACGAACAGCAGCAUAAAACACUCAAGUAAAUGAAGAAAUAAAAAUCAAUUAUUGUUAAAUAGUUUCAAUUUUUGCAAGUGUAAAUGAAACGAGUUUUAAUCGAUUAUAAAAAAAACAAAAAAAAAUGGAAGAAUGCUCUUAUUAUAUACCUAAUAGGAAAUUAAUCAAUUAUUGAUCCAGAUCGAUACUAGCGUCACUUAAAACCAAGAGUAACGGAAAUCAGUGCACCAGUGGCAAUUGGAAGAAUAGAAAAGAAUGGAUAUCAAGAACAGCAAACUGAAAAACGAUCAAAUAAAU